Messenger RNA from Poecilia latipinna (sailfin molly), 1809 nucleotides. Its product is annotated as huntingtin-interacting protein 1-related protein-like. Gene Ontology annotation, biological process: actin filament organization; endocytosis; clathrin coat assembly. The transcript has 16 exons. NCBI's taxonomy places the organism in Eukaryota, Metazoa, Chordata, Actinopteri, Cyprinodontiformes, Poeciliidae. Gene Ontology annotation, cellular component: clathrin-coated vesicle; cortical actin cytoskeleton. The annotation marks the transcript as partial. Gene Ontology annotation, molecular function: phosphatidylinositol-3,5-bisphosphate binding; clathrin-cargo adaptor activity; clathrin light chain binding. The record is from RefSeq and is a predicted model, not a curated record.
AUCUACUUUUAACGUGUGGUUGUUUGUGCUCUGAAGACAUUUUUUCUCCACUUUUAAGGUUUUAUUUUGAAAUCUUUCCAUGUCAUUUGGAACAAGUAAAAAUCAAGUUCAACAGGAAUGAUCUGGUGACCUGACGUACCUUCAGUUGUUUUCUGUCUGUGAGGAUCUCUGGACGUAGAAGUGUAGUCGCCUUGGGUUUAUUUAUCUGACAAAAUGAGUAAACCAAAGAACAAAAAUGACGACAAAACGGAGAAGGCCCUGGCUGCUGAGAAACAACAGUUUGGCAAACAGCAGCUCCAGAGCCUCAGCAAAAUUGCCAACACAGCUGAAGUUCCACCUAAAGAGAAAUAUGUUCGUAAUAUAAUUCUGGGAACUCACAAAGAGGGCGGAGCCACCACCUUCUGGUCAUACGUCCCCAACCUGCCUCUGUCCAGCCAAUCCCUGGUCAGCUGGAAGGUCUGCUACCUGCUGCACAAAGUGCUCAGAGAGGGACACAGAAAUGUCAUUACAGAUUCUCACAGACACAGCCGCAGCAUAAGAGACAUGGGAGUCCUGUGGGGAAACCUGCACGAUCGAUAUGGUCACAUUGUUGCCUUGUCUGCUAAAUUUCUCCACCUCAAAAUGGAGUUUCAUGCAAAGCACAAGGUGAUUCCAGGUAACCUGGAGGCCUCUGACGACACCCUGGAGAGAGAAGCAGGAACCGACAUGACCAAAGUGCUGGAUAUGACUCAGGAGCUGCUGGAUUACUUGGAUGCUGGACUGAAGAUGGCCGAGACGGUUCUCCGUCAGAUGGACGCCAACGGGGCCAAAUCCACGACCCCGGCUGGUCAGUGCAGGCUGACGCCCCUCAUCCCGCUCAUCCUGGACUGCAGCUACCUCUACCACUUCUCUGUCCGGCUGCUGUUCAAGCUGCACAGCUGCAUCUCUGCGGAUGUGCUCCUCGGACACAGAGAGAGAUUCCGUGACCUUUUCACGAGCCUCACCCAGUUCUUCAACAGAGCCAGAGAAAUUGAGUUCUUUAAGAGCAUCAUCCAGAUCCCAGACCUCCCAGAUGGUCCUCCAAACUUCCUGCGAGCCGCUGCCCUGGCUGAGUACAAAAAGCCAGUGGUGCUGAUACCUGGCGAGGAUCGUCCAGAGGAGGACGAAGUGGAAACGCAGCCAGAGCUCAGAGAAACGCCUCAGACGUCACAGCAGUACUAUUUGGUCAGCCAGAUGGGAGGACCGGAGGCGUCUCUGGACUACAGAGACACCAACAGCAACAGCUACAAGAGGGAGCUGGAGGCGCUGAAACCGGAGAUAGAGCUUAUCAAGAGUGAGGCUCAGAAAUCUAUGAUAGAGUUAAAGUCUCAGGUGAACCGUCUGGAGGCGGAGCUUCAGGAGCAGCGCUCCCACAGACAGGUCGCCCUGGUCGAAAACGAACACCUGCGGAUGGAAGUGGAGGCUCUGCGCAGCGCUAACGUGGCCAACGUUGGAGCUCAGAUCGGAUACAAAGAGGCGGACAGCAGAGCUCAGGCUGCUGAGGUUCGCUUCACGCAGCUCAAAGAGAGACACGCAGAGCUGGUUACGAGCCACGCCGACCUAAUGAAGAAGAACGCAGAAACAGUUAAGAUGCUGUCGAGUACAAAGGUCGUGCAGGACGACUUGCUGAGAGCAAAGCAGCAGCUGGAGAGCGAAGUGGAGAACCUGAGACUGGAGAAAAGAAACGUGACGAGUCAUCAGCAGCAGGAAGUCGACCGCCUGAAUAAAGAGCUGCUGGAGCAGAGAGCGGAGAUGGCCAUGCUCCGCAGCACUCUGGAGAGUAAAGAGCAG